Messenger RNA from Larimichthys crocea (large yellow croaker), 840 nucleotides. RefSeq names its product glutathione peroxidase 9 (gene gpx9). The record is from RefSeq and is a predicted model, not a curated record. Gene Ontology annotation, biological process: response to oxidative stress. NCBI's taxonomy places the organism in Eukaryota, Metazoa, Chordata, Actinopteri, Sciaenidae. Gene Ontology annotation, molecular function: glutathione peroxidase activity. The transcript is spliced from 5 exons.
GCUGACCCAUGAGUUAUGUUUCAGUGAAUGAGAUGAGCCAACAGGAUAGCCGGGUGAACACUCACUCUUGACUGACUACAAUCCCAUAUACAAGCUAAAGUACAAGCAUGGCGAAUAAAUCAAUCUAUGAUUUCUCUGCCGAGACCCUGGAUGGACAGCCUGUUCCGCUCAGUAACUACAGGGGUAAGGUGCUUCUCAUCAUCAAUGUUGCCACCUUCUGAGGGUCAACAAUAGAGGAGUACCACAGAUUGAAUGCACUUAUGGAAAUGUUCGGCGACCUCAAAUUUACUGUCCUUGGAUUCUCCUGCAACCAAUUUGGCCUUCAGUCACCUGAGGUGAAUCAUGAAACCCUUAAUGUUCUUAAGUAUGUGAGACCUGGUGGAGGGUUUGUGCCAAAGUUUCCUAUCUUCGCCAGAGUUGAAGUGAAUGGAUUAAAUGAGGAGCCUCUUUUCACCUAUCUAAAGGAAUCUUUGCCAUUUGUGAAUCCCGUAAUUGGAGACAUAAAGAAAUUCUACUGGUCCCCAAUCAAUGUCAAUGACAUCCGCUGGAAUUUUGAGAAGUUUCUAAUAACCGCUGAUGGCAUGCCCUUCAGGAGGUAUGAACUUCAUUACCCCUUUGAGAAAGUGGAGAAGGACAUAGCAGAACUUCUGUGAUGGAUUGACUUCAAUUCGUCACCGGCGGCAGAGUGACGAUCCCCCAGUAAAUGCACCCCGUGCACCUGAGCUGGAUCUGAUGGGAAGAAGAGGAACAGGCCUCGGGGCUUCAGUGCAUUCACCCUGAGAGCAAGUUCCCUUCAGCCACCGGAAGGAGUUUUCAUGUCAAUGUCACACUUUUGUCUGU